AUUCCAAAAUUAAGCUUAUAUCUUAAUUGUCAAAAGCCUCUCAAAUUAAGGUAUUGCCUUAAUUUUUAUCAUGAUAAACGCUGAACAGAUUUCAGAGAGAUAUCGUGGGCACGACCCUGCUUGGAGUGGACGCCAUUAUAAUAAAUAUCUGAGCUUCUUUUACAAAUUUACAUAUUGAAAUCGUUAACUAAUAUGGAUGAGUCUGAAGAACAAACAGAUAAAACAAAGGCGAAUAAUAACGGAAAGGCCAAAGCGCAAACAAGUGCACGUCUUGCUAAGGCUUUGGAAGAAGCCGAAAGCCUAUUUUCAACGAAUACACCCAGCGCCAACAAAAUUCGAAAGAAGCCUCAGAAAAGCCACAUUGAAAUCAGAAGAGACAACAAGGGGAAUAGAAUUUACCACUGUCCAAGAAAAGGUUUUGUACAGUAUUAACUAUACUCUUAUUUAUUUAUAUUUUUUACUUUUCAGCUCCGCCUUUUACAAUUUAUCUUUUUGGUUGGCCAAACUUCAUUGAUUCAAGGUCAAGAAGGAUGAAAGCUGUUGUGGAAAGCACCAGCAUGGCAGAUGAUAUGGAUGACUUACCAUCACCCACAGCAGAGGAACCCUCCAACAAGGAAAUAAAUUAUCAAGAACAACUGGCUAGCAUUCUUGAUGAUUGUGAUGAAAUAUGUAGUGAAAUGUAUGGAGACUGCCAGGAACCAGAACCCAUGUCUCAGUGGCAAAAGAGAACCAAAUCUAGUGAUGCAAACUGGGAAAAUUGGAGAGAUAACCUGUUCUCAUCUCUUCUUAACUCCUGUGUCAUUCCUGAGGAUGAAUUUAUAUGUAUGGCAUGUGGUAAUGAAACAGCUGUAGUUAAGUGCUCAGAAUGCAUUUCUCAGUAUAUGUGUCCCACCUGUGAUGAUACAGUGCACAGUGAUAAGCCGUUGCAUGAUAGGCAAGAAUGGCUUAAUGGUUUUUAUCAUUAUCUGAAACCUACAGAAAGUGUGUCAAGAGAAGGAAUAAUUAUGGUAAAAGAACGUUACUGUCCGUUGAUUUGUGACACACAGUGUAGAUCAUGUGGUGAAGGGCAGUUAAGAAAAUGUGUUGCAAAGGAUAAGAUAAUUUUAGUUACCAUGAAAGGUCGUUAUGAUUUGCACUGGUUCUCCCUUGUUUGUGAAGCUUGCAAUGUUGUCCAACCAUUGUCCCUGACAAGCAUUAUAAAUAAUGGUUAUUGGCCGGGUUCCCCAUGCCAAGUAAACUACCUCUUCGACCAAGAAGUGUUUAGAGUGUGGGAAACCUUCAAAAUGCGAAUGCCUGGAUCAUCAGAGUCUGCAUUUAUAAAAGCCUUGGAGGAUAUUUCUGCAGUGAAAGGCCGGACAGGGAUAAUUAAUGCAUCCACAUUCAGAAAGGCUGCAGCUGAAUGGAGAUACUGUCAGUAUGAAGUAGAUAAGUUGCAGGGUAUAACCUACAUUGAUUGUCCUCCAUGCUCUAUGUCACAACAUUCUGCACAUGUGGAUGGGAAUCAGAAGCUUUAUCGUUUUAAAAGUGUACCAAGAGGUAAUAGAACUUCUUACUAUGGGGAUCUCUUCAUUAAGAAUAACACAGAUGUUGAUAUGCAGAUUGCUGAAGUAUAUAGCACUGGAAAGAAAGAGGUUGGAAGCAACGCUGUGGAGAUUCACACUGGAAAGCAGCUAAGGCCGUAA
Molecule: messenger RNA, 1682 nt
Organism: Dendronephthya gigantea
Lineage: Eukaryota; Metazoa; Cnidaria; Anthozoa; Malacalcyonacea; Nephtheidae
Exons: 9
Coding region: 531-1682 (383 amino acids)
Source: RefSeq, a predicted model, not a curated record